Molecule: messenger RNA, 2142 nt
Organism: Raphanus sativus (radish)
Lineage: Eukaryota; Viridiplantae; Streptophyta; Magnoliopsida; Brassicales; Brassicaceae
Product: probable E3 ubiquitin-protein ligase ARI5
Exons: 1
Coding region: 79-1710 (543 amino acids)
Biological process (GO): positive regulation of proteasomal ubiquitin-dependent protein catabolic process; protein polyubiquitination; ubiquitin-dependent protein catabolic process
Cellular component (GO): ubiquitin ligase complex; cytoplasm
Molecular function (GO): ubiquitin protein ligase activity; ubiquitin conjugating enzyme binding; zinc ion binding
Source: RefSeq, a predicted model, not a curated record
AUGUUGUCACAUAUAUUUCACUAAACCUAAUUCGAGGGUUCCGUCUUCUAAAAAACUGUAUCAAGUUUUUCUCCCGUCAUGGAUUCCGAUGAUGACAUGCUCGAUGCCUACGACGAUGUGGAAUCGGGGGAAUACGAUACCUCCAGCGACCGUGAUGAUGAUGAUGAUGAACACGGCCACGGUGAAAACGAAACCGAUUGCGGGUAUCUUGUGGAAGACGACGAUUCUUCUACUUCUACACGUUGCUCUCAGGUUAAUUACGUCGUACUCAAGGAAGAAGAUAUCCGGAAGCGACAGGAGGACGACAUCAAACAAGUCUCUACGGUCUUCUCCAUAACCAACGUCGAAGCGAGCGUCCUGCUUCUUCACUACCGUUGGAACGUUAGUAAACUCAACGACGAAUGGUUUGCGGAUGAGGAGAAAGUUCGUAGAACUGUUGGCGUAUUGGAAGGAGGAUCCCUUGUUGUUGCUGUUGACAAUCCUCGAAAAGUUAAAUGCGGAAUAUGCUUCGAUAAAUUUCGUCGUAUCAAGAUCGUACCCGUUGUGUGUGGUCAUAGUUUCUGUUCUACGUGCUGGAACGGUUACGUCAGCACAGCCAUCAACGAUGGUUCGGGAUGUUUGAUGCGAAAGUGUCCCGAGCCGUCUUGUCACGUUGCUGUCGGUCGUGACGUGGUGGAGAAGGUGGUUUCUUCGGAGGAGGAGAGGGACAAGUACGAUAGGUAUUUUCUUAGGUCUUAUAUCGAAGAGAGCAGGAAGAUGAAGUGGUGUCCCGCUCCGGGAUGCGAGCACGCGGUUGAGUUUUCAGCCACGGGGAUGAGUGCUAGCUACGACGUUUCGUGCUCGUGCUCGCAUAGGUUCUGCUGGAACUGCAAAGAAGAUGCUCACAGUCCCGUGGACUGCGGCACGGUUUCGAAGUGGAUACUCAAGAACAGCGCGGAAGCGGAGAAUACCACGUGGAUACUUGCUAAUUCGAAGGCUUGUCCGAAAUGCAAGCGGCCGAUCGAGAAGAACCACGGGUGCAUGCACAUGACGUGCGGAUCGCCUUGCAAGCAUCAGUUUUGUUGGCUUUGCCUUGGCGCGUGGACAGAACACGGGGGCAGCACCGGAGGGUUUUAUUCGUGCAACAAGUACGAGAAGGCUAAGAAAGGAGGACUGUACGACGAGGCUGAAAAGAAGCGAGAGAUGGCGAAGAGCUCGCUGGAGAGGUACACUCAUUACUAUGAACGUUGGGCGAGCAAUGAAAAGUCGAGGAAGAAAGCUUUUGGAGAUCUGCAGGUGUUCUUAUCGGAGAAGAUUGCGAAGCUUAGUGAGGUUCAGUGCAUACCAGAAACUCAGCUGACGUUCAUCACGGAUGCGUGGGGUCAGAUCAUCGAGUGCAGACGGGUACUGAAGUGGACGUAUGCGUAUGGGUACUAUCUACCUGAAUCUGAACAUGAGAAGCGACGUUUUUUCGAAUAUAUGCAAGGGGAGGCCGAGUCUGGGUUGGAGAGGCUCCACAGAUGCGUUGAGACGGAGUCGGAGGUGUUUCAGGAUGGUGAAGUUCCUUCGGAACAAUACUUUAACGCUUUCCGGCAAAAAUUAAAUACUCUGACCAGCGUGACGAAGACACAUUUCGAAACUCUGGUGAAAGCUCUGGAGAAUGGUCUCUGUGAUGUUAAGUCUCAAGCGGCUUGCAGCAAAGAAACACCGUCUAAGAAAAGGCGGAAGUGAAAGGUAAAGAAAGUUACUUUUAUUAUUCUGCUAGUGCAAUGUCUAUGAACCAAAUUGGAGUCUCGUGUCUGAAAAUACUCUCAAUAUGUCUACACACGUUUGGUGACUUUUUAUUAAUUUUCUUUGAGAAUAAUAUAUAUGAAUUUGUGACAAGUGAUUGAGGCAGCCAAAAAUGUGUAAGAUAGGAUGAGUGUUAGAAUCAUUGAGAAUUUUACAUGUGCGAUACACUUUUUAUUAUUUAUUAGAUAAAGACAAAGUAGAAUUGAAACACAAAGCUGAGUCUCCUCUGAUUAAAGAUCACACACGAUAGAUAUAUUAUCCAAAGAGUCAAAUGAAAUACAUAUAAUUUGUUGUUCUAUGAACAAAUAGAAAAAUUCAAAACAACAAAUAAUACUCUCUUCCCAUAAACAAUUCUCUUAUUUAAAACGCAAG